AUGAAAAACCUGGCAAAGAUCCCGACAAAAUUCGCAAAACGGGCCCUCCAUCUCGAGUGGAAACUCCUGAUUCUCGUCCUAUUUUCCGUCACAUUCCUAGCCAACGUUUCUCUCUUAUCCUCCCCAGCCUCGCUAUCCAUCUCUCUCCGCUGUUUUGCUCCUGUCAAAUCCACAUUUAGCGGCGGCUGUGCUCCGACCGGCCGUCAUCCUGUCCGACUCGAGAACCCGUUAAACGAGUCGAGAAUCGCCGUUUGUUUGGUGGGCGGGGCCCGCAGGUUCGAGCUGACCGGGCCGUCAAUUGUGGAGAGGAUUCUCCGGGUUUAUGAAAAUUCGGAUCUUUUUCUCCACAGCCCGUUGGAUUCGAACGCGUACAAGCUUCUGCUGUUGAACGAUGCACCCAGGAUAGCUGCUGUCAGAAUAUUUAAACCCGAACCCAUACCCGAGACUGAGUCGGAGGUCCAGGUUCUGACGGCUACUCACUCGCCCAACGGUAUACAGGGGUUGUUGCAGUAUUUCAACCUUGUAGAAGGCUGCCUAAAAAUGAUCAACGCAUAUCAAGAAGAGAACAACUUCACUUACGACUGGGUCAUCCGAACAAGAGUCGACGGGUACUGGUCCGCCCCAUUGGGCCCCGAAAACUUCAUUCCAGCCAAAUAUUUAAUUCCGCCUGGUUCCGUCUAUCGUGGCCUCAACGAUCGAUUCGGAGUAGGAGACUACAAUACCUCGGUUGUAGCACUUUCGAGACUCUCCUUAAUCCCUCGGCUGAAAUCAGCUGGGUUUACCAAACUCAACUCGGAGUCUGCUUUCAAGGCCCAACUCACCACCCAAAAGGUUGAAUUCACCACCAACCGUCUGCCCUUCUGUGUAGUGACUGAUCGUAAAUAUGGGUUUCCUCCUGACCGGUUUGGGGUGCCAGUGGCCGCGCUGUCGAGCCCUGGCCCACUUAAUGGCAUGAAGUGCAGACCUUGCCGGCCCGUGUGCACUGGAUCUUGUGUUAGGCCUAUCAUGAAUGGGCUUGCUAGAGGCUGGAGUUGGACCGAGUGGACUGAAAACUCGGUUAGGCUUUGUGAUGCACGCAGAAAGUGGGAAAAUGGGUGGGAGAUGCUGUUUGAUGAAGUUGCAGGGAAAAAACUGGCUUAUGCAAGGAACAAAGUUUGGGCUUUGAAUAUGAGCCAAUGCGUUGAUGGAUUUAAUAGAAUGAAGAGACGGACGGCCCACUGGUAUGGGUCUGGACCCGAGGAAAUUUGCAGGCAGGGCCUGAAGUCUAGCCAAGAGGGCCGUCAAGUCCGUCCAAUCCCCAUAAGCAGCCAGCAGCACCGCAGAGAAUCGAGGAGAUCUCAGCCGACCACCGUGAAGCCUCCACCUGUCGUAGCAAAAGAAACCGAGACAAAGCAGCAAAAGGGAGAAGCUUACCACCGUACGACGCUGCCGGUUGUCGAUGACGGAAGCUCGCCGUCCCAGUCGCAGCUUCACCGGUGCAGAAGGACAGAGCCACAGAUGACGGGGAGAGGAGAGAGACCGAGGAGACAGCAACUCAGCCCGGGACACCUCGACAGACCAAGCCACAACCAAGCGCGGCCACUGCGACUCGACCCACCGCAGCCGCCUCCAAACACGCCCUAUCGACAAACCCACGAAUCUGGAGCAGGGACCACGAAUGGGGACAAGCGCAGGUCCGUCUUGAGUGAGCGGUGGAGGCCGUCGACCGACGACUCCAGACGGCCGUUAAGGGGGUGA
Molecule: messenger RNA, 1737 nt
Organism: Striga hermonthica
Lineage: Eukaryota; Viridiplantae; Streptophyta; Magnoliopsida; Lamiales; Orobanchaceae
Source: the annotation of a GenBank genome assembly